Molecule: messenger RNA, 1326 nt
Organism: Ostertagia ostertagi
Lineage: Eukaryota; Metazoa; Nematoda; Chromadorea; Rhabditida; Trichostrongylidae
Source: the annotation of a GenBank genome assembly
AUGAGCGGCGGUAUUGCAUAUGUAUAUGAUGUAAAAGGGAAGUUUGCUGAGAACUGCAAUAGAGAGAUGGUAGACCUGGAUGAAUGCGAUCUUAGUGACAAGAAUGAAUUGUUCACGAUGAUGCAAACUCAUUACGAGCAUACAGGUAGCACAGUCGCCAGGUUUAUAUUAGACGACCUCGAUAACCAAUUGAAGAAUUUCGUCAAAGUGUUUCCGAAAGAUUAUAAGAAAGCACUUACGCACAAAAAAGCGGAAGUCGAAGCCAAAAGAAUCGCAUUCGAUAAAGGGUUUGUAAAACCACAACGCCCCAAUCUCCGCUCUGGUAAAAAAGUUGCCGUAGUUGGAUCAGGCCCCGCUGGAAUGGCGGCUGCUGCGCAAUUAAAUUAUGCCGGCCAUCUCGUUACUGUGUUUGAACGCGAUGAUGCACCCGGUGGACUGUUGCGCUAUGGCAUUCCUGAUUUCAAACUGGAGAAGUGGGUAGUAGAUCGCCGGAUUAAAUUGAUGGAAGAAGAAGGCGUAGUGUUUAAAUGUUUAGCCAAUGUCGGUGUCAACAUCAGCAUCAAUGACCUGCUGCGUGAGUUCAACGCGAUCGUGUUGACAGGCGGAUCAACAGUUCCGCGCAACCUGGAAAUACCAGGCCGUGAACUGAACGGCGUUCAUUUUGCCAUGGACUUCCUGAAACAAAACAAUAAACGGGUGAGCCAAAAAGAUCCCUAUGCAAACGCGAAUAUCGAGAGCAAUAUAUUAAGUGGUGAAGUACUCGCCACUGGAAAGAAUGUAGUAGUGAUUGGCGGUGGCGAUACCGGCUCUGAUUGUGUGGGCACUUCUAACCGUCAUGGUGCAAAGAGUGUUACACAGUUUGAAUUGCUGCCAAAACCACCUGCAGACAGAACGCCUUUCAUGCCCUGGCCCACGUAUCCUAUGUUGUUAAAGACGACUACUUCGCACGAAGAAGGUUGCGAGAGACAAUGGGCAGUGGCAACUAAAGAAUUUAUCGGGGAUGAUAAGGGUAAUCUCCGUGCAUUAAAACUCGUCGAUCUCGAAUGGAAGAUCGUUGAUGACAGACCCGCCCAGUUUGUCGAAAUAAAAGGAAGCGAAAGAGAGAUCCCCUGCGAACUUGCAUUGCUCGCGAUGGGAUUCGUUCACCCACAACAUAAUGGUCUCAUCAAUGAACUGGGGGUUGAACUCGAUGCCCGUGGUAACGUAAAAGCAGGAGAAAAAGACUAUCGCACCAACCUGCCAAAAGUGUUUGCGGCGGGUGAUAUGCGACGUGGUCAAAGCCUGGUCGUAUGGGCAAUCAGCGAAGGAAGAGAAUGCGCCCGGAAG